UUCUUCUUCUGGUGGUGGAAAGCCCUAAUUACUGCGAUUGCUGAUGGACCUUGGAAAGAAGGCUGCACUGGUGCCCCGCUCCGCAGUCGGACACGCUCAGCCUGCGCCGGACAGAGCGAGCGCUCGCCCGCCGCCCCCCGCCAGCUCCGCGGGCCCCCGCGCUCCCCCGGCAGCCGCCGCCGUCCGCUGCUUGGGAGGAUACCGCCCGGCUCCUGCGAUCCAGGAUUUUACUUUCGCCUCGCCCUUUCCCCUCCUGCUCUGCUUGGAUUACUUGGCUGCUCUCGCUCGGUGAUCCCGCGGCAAUGGAGAAAUCCACCGCAGUUUUAAUCCAAGGAGGUGCUUUGGGGACAGUUGGCAGUGCAAUGGCUUCUCAGUACCUCAUAGUGGCUCUGGCCAUUUUCUCCUCUUUUACCCAGGUUGUAAUAGAAGCCAGCUCUUGGUGGUCUUUAGGGAUGAACCCUAUGAACCCCAUGAACCCUGUUCAGAUGUCAGAGGUAUAUAUAAUAGGAGCCCAGCCACUAUGUAGCCAGCUAGCAGGGCUUUCCCAAGGACAGAAGAAACUCUGCCAAUUGUAUCAGGACCAUAUGCAGUUCAUUGGAGAGGGUGCGAAGACGGGCAUUAAGGAGUGCCAGUAUCAGUUCAGACAUAGAAGAUGGAAUUGCAGCACUGUGGACAACAACUCUGUUUUUGGCAGAGUCAUGCAGAUAGGCAGCCGGGAGACGGCGUUCACCUACGCCGUGAGCGCGGCCGGGGUGGUCAACGCCAUGAGCCGUGCCUGCCGGGAGGGUGAGCUCUCCUCGUGUGGCUGCAGCCGAGCAGCACGGCCCAAGGACUUGCCCCGGGACUGGCUUUGGGGUGGCUGCGGGGAUAACAUCGAAUACGGCUACCGCUUCGCCAAGGAGUUCGUUGAUGCCCGGGAGCGCGAGAGAGUUUACCAGAGAGGCUCCUACGAGAGCGCCCGCAUCAUGAUGAACCUGCACAACAACGAGGCCGGGAGAAGAACUGUCUACAACCUGGCCGACGUGGCCUGUAAGUGCCACGGUGUCUCUGGUUCCUGUAGCCUGAAGACCUGUUGGCUGCAGCUUGCCGAUUUCCGCAAGGUAGGCGAUGCCCUGAAGGAGAAAUACGAUAGCGCUGCUGCCAUGAAACUCAACAGCCGGGGCAAGCUGGUGCAAGUCAACAGCCGCUUCAACGCACCCACCAUCCACGACCUGGUCUACAUCGAUCCCAGCCCUGACUACUGCGUGCGCAACGAGAGCACUGGGUCCCUGGGCACCCAGGGCCGCCUUUGCAAUAAGACCUCGGAGGGCAUGGACGGCUGCGAACUCAUGUGCUGUGGCCGGGGGUACGACCAGUUCAAGACGGUGCAGCGAGAGCGCUGCCACUGCAAGUUCCACUGGUGCUGCUACGUGAAAUGCAAGUUGUGCACAGAGAUCGUGGACCAAUUUGUGUGCAAAUAGGGGACGGACAAGGUGGGAGGAACUGCAGCCACCUGCCAGCAAGGGGUGCAGGCCCCUCUCCCUUUCCACAGGACUAUCUCCACUUUAUUUAUAGAGUCCAAUGAGUUGUCGUCUUCUUUAAAAAAAAAAAAAAAAAAAAAAAAAAAAGUGCGGGGGGGAGGAGAAAAAAAGAAAGAAAAAUAUAAAGGUUGCAAAGAGAAGUGCCUGGAAACCCUCUCUGCGUCCAUCCCAGAACUGUGUGUGGCUUAUAUUUUUGGCAAUAAUGGGGAAGAACCUGAGAAUAUUUAUUUUACAAAGUAAAAAGAAAAAAUUGACUUUUCUUAAAAACAAUAGAGUAGUUUGAGGGGAAAAAUCCAACAUAUCCUAAUUUAGUCCCAUGGGACGUAAUACAUGUGCAGUAGGCAGAGCAACCAUGUAAUGUGCUUGGGAUGUUAGAACAAUCUUUAUGGGUGUGAGGAGCACACAGACCUGUCCAUGACUUUUAGUUUCAGACACUAGAAGUUAUCAGAAUAGGGUAUAUAGAGCUGUUCAGUACAUUUAGGGCUCUGUAAAUAAGGGGUAUAUUCAUUGCAAAGUGUGGUGUCAGUUGUGUAUCUGAAUGUGCCCGCUUAAGUACACAAUGUCAUCGGAGGGUAAAGAGCAAAGGAUCAUAAAGGCUUCAACUGCGCUAGUCCUGAGUCACCGUGUCUGGUUCCAGAACCUCACAAGACCAAAAAAAACCAAAAGAAAAAAAUCUGCCUUGACAAAUAAUAAAGAUACUCUCCAAGGCAGAAUUUGGCCUGAUUAGCUAAUUGUGAUGUUCGAGUGUCUCAUCUUACAGAGCAGUACUUCACUACUACCGAGUGUGGAGAGCAGCCGAGGUGCAGACCGUGUGGAGCACUGUAGCCGGGCGGAGGGGAGCUGCAAUGCUUGCAAACAGUUUUGGUCUCCCAGCCUGGAAAGCCCGUAGAAAAUAGAAUUCCCCAAAUUUGAAAAUGCCUUAAAAAUGGUGUAAUAGCUGGCUGUCUUUCAAAACACAGCUUGACAAAUAACUCCUCUAAUUUUAUGUGAGAAAAUAAAUCAUUAGAUAUCCACUCUUGGAAUGAUUGAUCUUUAUUUUUUUCGCAGAUUUUGGGAAUGCUUUCACUCAAGGAGACAAUGGUUUCAUAUUUUAAUAACAUUAACUGACUAUUAUAGUUCAAUGAAAUGUUGCAGCAAUACCAAAUUUAUCAUCCUAUGUCUUUAAUACACAUGCUUUAGAUAAUAUAUUGCAGAUAUACACUACAACUGUUCAGACUAUACUUGAGCAGUUACAUAUAUAUGGGAGAACUGUGGUCUGCUGGUGUCUGGUAUUUCAAAGCUUUUUGUACAUAUAUAUUUUAAUGAUUUAAGAAAUAAUAAAACACCUAAAUUACAGGGGCAGUUCAUCGCCCUUUUUCUUUUUCAGAUCUCUUCAGGUUUUUAGAUUGAUGCUAACCUUUUGGUGGGGUUUUUUUUGGUUUUUUUUGGUUAUUUUUUAAAAGCUUUUAUCAUUCAAAAGUUUUAAGGAUAAUCACAAAGAAGUAAGCCUCUUCCCAGCUUUAGGACUUUCUUGGGCAGUUGGUAGAGGCAGCACCCUGCACUUGAAUUGAUACCGGUCUGGAGAUCACUUCUAUUCCACUCUCACAUUAAGGGCAUUAUUGAUUAUUGCUAAAGGAGACACCUUCCAACUCUAAAAUGUGCUGCAUUUGGCCCUUGCUUUUCAGUUUUUGAAAUGGAAGUUGUUAUUUGUUGAACAACAUGCGUUCCCCCCCAGUGCUGUGUAGUUACACAGGAUUUCAUCAUUGGUUCAGAUGCCUCUUUCCAACUCAGUCCCAUCCAACAAGUUAAAGAAAAUGGGUUUGCAAAUACCAAGUGAGGAAAAUCUUUCACUUUAGCCUAGUUGUACUAAAGCCUUAACUUUUCACGAGCCUUUAAGCUGUAUCACUAAGUUCAUCUUGAUCAUUUAUCAGCUUCUUAAAUGGCGCUUUAUUGCUCUUAAUUUAUUGUACAAGGACAUAUUUACCCCUCAUCUUCAGAUGUUUGCAAAGAAUAUCUUUAAGAUAAAUAAAUAAAGCACUAAUUCAUUGAAUAUGUCACUUUGGUUUUUAUUGUACAAAAACCAUGAUCAUUUUUUUUUCAUUUGCUGAAUCACCUCAUGUUCCUUUUUAGUGACUUUUGUCUGAGCAGAACUGAAUCUCAUGAUCCUAGCUAUUAAAACACUAUUUAAUGUAAAAUAUUUUACUUGUCAUUCAGAUAUGUAAAUCUUCUAUGUCCUUUCCUCUGUUCUGUACAUUUAAUGUACAUAUUUCUGUCUUGCGUGAUUUGUAUAUUUCUCUGGUUUAAAAAAAAAAAGAAAGGAUUAUGCCAUAAUGGAAGAUAGACUAUAAAAAUAAAACUUUGGUUGUA
Messenger RNA from Harpia harpyja (harpy eagle), 3866 nucleotides. RefSeq names its product Wnt family member 5A (gene WNT5A). Gene Ontology annotation, molecular function: frizzled binding; cytokine activity. Lineage: Eukaryota; Metazoa; Chordata; Aves; Accipitriformes; Accipitridae. Gene Ontology annotation, cellular component: extracellular region. Gene Ontology annotation, biological process: canonical Wnt signaling pathway; neuron differentiation; multicellular organism development. The transcript is spliced from 5 exons. The record is from RefSeq and is a predicted model, not a curated record. Bases 303 to 1460 code for a protein of 385 amino acids.